Penicilliopsis zonata CBS 506.65 is the source of this 877-nucleotide messenger RNA. RefSeq lists its product as hypothetical. NCBI's taxonomy places the organism in Eukaryota, Fungi, Ascomycota, Eurotiomycetes, Eurotiales, Aspergillaceae. Bases 237 to 728 code for a protein of 163 amino acids. The transcript is spliced from 3 exons. The record is from RefSeq and is a predicted model, not a curated record.
CCGGGGACGGCGCCCUUCAAUCAGGCGAGAGAGGCUGAGCUCGCAGCAUUGCAGCAGGGGCUGCAACCCCUGUCUUCUGAUGCGUGUUUGCUCUGCAGAGGAGAGGCCUGAGUACCGUGUUGCGUUGCUUGCUGUCGGUGAGGUAUACAAGAGAGACCAAUCCAGGGGGCUUUCCCAACUCUUCAUCAUUGAAAAGAAACCAUACCUCAACGCUUCAGCUACAUUGAGAUACUUCGAUGGCGUCAGUCAGCUGGUCGCAGUCUAUAAACGAAGUUCUGCAACAGAUCCAGGACCAAAUCGACGUCUUCGAUGGACUCGUCACCACUUUGAGGCAAUGGGUGGACACCAUCGACCCAUUGACCUACAAGUCCGAAGCCUGGACAGAGGAGAUGAAAAAGGCCUAUGAGGAAUACAAGACGCAGGAAAAAGUGCUCGGAAAGAAGAAGAAUGCUAUUAAAGACCUUUUGCCGUCCUCUCAGGCUCCCGAAGAAUCCUUGAACAAAGCAUGGCUAGCUGUUGACUGGGCAAAGGCUGCGCUGGCAGCCACCGAGGGACGACUUAAUUUUGUCCAGUCGUACAAGAAUGCCUUCCAAGACAUAGACAGUAUCAAUGGUCAUAUUCAAGCUGGCGAGGAUUGUCUGAAAAGCGCUAAAAUAGCGUUUGAGAAGGGAGAGAAACAACUUAAAGAUCUUUGGAGACGCUGGCUCAAGGACAGGUCUGCAUAUUGAUAUCAGAGAUGUCUUGAACGUGAUUUGGCUCUGGUGGUAUAGGACUAUCUUAUAUCGUUAUAUAUCUAUCCAUGUUUCUGGCUAGAAUACAUGAUGCCUGGUUGCUGCUGCCAGUGUUGAGAGGACUGAGUUAGAGAGAGCAUCUUCUG